ACUGAAGCGCUUGAGAUGGAUUUAAAUCUUGAACAUUUGUCCAGAUAGUCGAGGUCCAGCCGCAAUAUCGCGCAUCAUGAGUGUAAUGUAGGCUGCUGCUGUCGUCGAAAAAAAAAACACGAGACAUAUGGACUCGUACGAUUCCGGAUGAAAACCAACAAAUGAAAAAUAAAAGCCCUCAGGCCGUAAACAACACAAGCGAUGAAGCUCGACAAAGUACGGCAGAUGCAAGGGAAAACUCCACUAUCCGGCCAGACAAACAGCCAGCACCACUUUAUCAACAGCAGCAGCAGUAAACAUCACUCUGGUGGAAGAAAACACCAUCAGUCUGCCAGUUCCUCAGCGACGAUUACAACCAGACACCAUUCAGUCACCACCGAUCGUACCGCCUACGCCAACAUCACCACCAGAGGCAACAUCAGCAUAUCCAACAUCGGACAUCCGCCGGAAGCGUUCCAUCGCAGCACUACCUGCUUUCCGGUGGAAGAGACCAUCAACGCAGCAGCAUCUUCCUUUUCAUCUUCACCACAAGAAGUGAACCAGCCGCGGCCGCGGAAUUAGCAUUUUUUCUCCCAAAACGGAAGCGCACCAGGCGGCGGAAGCGGCUCAGGUGGGUCACAAUGAAUCAGAGUGGAAUUGAUGUUGGAUGUGAUCAAUAAAAUAUUAUAAUGCUACAAUUAAGCCCCAGAUGUUUCAUUUUUCAUAACAAAUCUAUUUAAAUUCGAAAGAAGAACGGAUUACUUUCAUUUCAUUGUCUAGAAUAAUCAUUUUUAUCAAAUUACGAUUGAAUAACUUUCAUUGGAAAUUCCUAUAAAAUUUAUCGGGACGCUAAACUAUACGCGCAAAAUUUUGCGCUCACUAAUAAAAAGUAUUGGAUUUUCUAGUAGUGCAAAAAUACUAGAAUUCUCAAUACUGUUUAUAGCCCGAUUUUGCUC
Messenger RNA from Uranotaenia lowii, 935 nucleotides. RefSeq lists its product as uncharacterized. Bases 202 to 561 code for a protein of 119 amino acids. The record is from RefSeq and is a predicted model, not a curated record. The transcript is spliced from 2 exons. NCBI's taxonomy places the organism in Eukaryota, Metazoa, Arthropoda, Insecta, Diptera, Culicidae.